CAGGGACACAGCUCGGCUGAAUGGAAAUGGACGAGCAGAGACUGAAAUCAGGGGAACUGAUGGAAGUAAAGGUGGAUGUAGAUCUGGAUUUCACCCAGAGUGAUACAGGUCCUCAGAUUGAGGACAGGGAUCCCAAAAGAGUCAACAGCAGUCUGAAGGUCAUGUUCGAGGACGUGAUUGCAGAGCCCCCUUCAGUGCGGAGCUUUGAUAAAGUCUGGCUUUGGAGUCACGCCCUGUUUGAGGUGUCCAGACUGUGGUGCUACCGCUUCAUCUCCCUCGUGCUGGCUGUGCCGGUGUCGCUGGCGGCAGGGCUGCUGUUUGCUGUUCUCAGCUGCCUCCACAUCUGGCUGAUCAUGCCCUGCGUGCAGCUUCUUCUCAUCAAUAUGCAGUGGAUCCAGACUGUGUGGGCCAGCAUACUGAACAUUUUUAUCAGUCCUUUCUUUAGCAGUGCCGGAAAGUGUUGUAGUCAAAUUAUUAUCCACCUGGCCAGUGCUGAAAACAGAUAGAACUAAUUAUUUGGUCAAUGUAAGCAAUUGAGCGGAAGGUAUAAAGAAAAGACAAGCAGUAAUGGAUUGCUAACUGCUUUCUGACAGGGAACUUGUAUUAUUUGUGAUUAUUAUGUGUUUUUAAUGCACCUGUCCUGUUUUUUGGCACGUUGGCACAUUCAUCAGAAUUUCCAUUUCGUAAUGGCAUUGACGUGUGGACCUUCUAAUACACUUCAGCAGAACCUCACAAGAGCAGCGAAUAUGUGUCGGCUAACAACACAAACGCGGAAAGAGAAACCGCAGGAAGCACAUUUUAAUGAAAAUUAAUACUUUGCUAAAUUGCAUGCAGAAAACGUUUUAUGUAAGUGUGAAGAGAGGUAUGAUUAGUGCUGGAGAGAUUAAUGUUUUGCUGUUGUUUUGCUUUUAACAUUUAAAAGAAUUGUAAAUUAGAUGAAUAAAAGAUUUCUGACAUACAAAAAA
Fundulus heteroclitus (mummichog) is the source of this 965-nucleotide messenger RNA. Its product is annotated as caveolin-2-like. Gene Ontology annotation, biological process: caveola assembly. Lineage: Eukaryota; Metazoa; Chordata; Actinopteri; Cyprinodontiformes; Fundulidae. The coding region runs from base 21 to 506 and encodes 161 amino acids. The transcript has 3 exons. Gene Ontology annotation, cellular component: caveola. The record is from RefSeq and is a predicted model, not a curated record. Gene Ontology annotation, molecular function: molecular adaptor activity.